UUACUGCUUACUGUAUAUUAUUUAAACAUCAUAAUGGCUUCUAUCUUUUCACUCAAAGGCAAAAAGGCAAUCGUUACUGGUGGUGCUAGAGGUCUCGGUCUCGAGAUGAGCAGAGGUCUCGCUGAGGCUGGUGCAGAUGUUGCUCUUAUGUAUGUCUCAGAUGAUAAGACUCAUGAUACCGCUGCUGAAAUUGCCAAGCAAUAUGGUGUGGUCUGCAAGGCUUACAAGGCAGAGAUUACCAAUGCAAAGGCCGUCAAGGAUUCAAUUGAUCAGAUCCAUUCUGAUUUUGGUGGUAUUGAUAUCUUUGUCGCAAACGCCGGUAUUUCCAUUGGAGGAGCAGCAGAGACUUUUGAUAUCGAAAACUGGCAAAAGCUGUUUGACGUGAAUGUCAAUGGUGUAUUCUAUGGUGUCCAGGCUGUUUCAAAAUACAUGUUGGAGAAGAAGCAGGGCAGUGUUAUCCUUAUUUCUUCUAUCUCUGCUACUGUUGCCAACCAGCCUCAAGCCCAGUGUGGUUACAACUGCACCAAAGGUGCCGUGUCAUCAAUGGCUAAGUGUCUUGCCACUGAAUGGGCCACACGUGGUGUACGUGUUAAUGCAAUUAACCCUGGCUACAUGCGCACUGAGAUGUUGGACAAGAUCUUUGCUACUCAACCCGAACUUGCUGCUGCCUGGACUAACUUGAUUCCUAUGCGUCGUAUGGGUAACCCCAAGGAACUCAAGGGCGCUGUUGUAUUUUUGGCUAGUGACGCCAGUAGCUAUGUCACUGGCUCUGAACUUUAUGUGGACGGUGGUUACACAGCUGUCUAAAUACUGUACUGUACUCCACCUUUCUCAACAUUUCUUCCAUCGUUCUUGUAGUUUCUCUCUCUAUCUCUUGCUCCUGUUUGUUUAACUAUUUUAUUUAUGUUAUUUAUUUUAAUACAAUCAUACCUUAUUCUACUUAUACUAUUAAAAGAAGAACUCGCAUUCUAUUCGUUAGAAUAAUACUUUCUGUUUCUUUCUUCAUCCCUCCAUUUGCUUAUCUCAUUAUAAUACAUGGAAAAAAGAAGGAUGAAGUUGUCAACGAU
This is a messenger RNA of Phycomyces blakesleeanus NRRL 1555(-), 1067 nucleotides long. RefSeq lists its product as hypothetical. Gene Ontology annotation, cellular component: intracellular anatomical structure. The coding region runs from base 34 to 807 and encodes 257 amino acids. Lineage: Eukaryota; Fungi; Mucoromycota; Mucoromycetes; Mucorales; Phycomycetaceae. Gene Ontology annotation, molecular function: oxidoreductase activity, acting on NAD(P)H, oxygen as acceptor. The record is from RefSeq and is a predicted model, not a curated record. The transcript is spliced from 5 exons.